Messenger RNA from Amborella trichopoda, 693 nucleotides. RefSeq lists its product as uncharacterized. The record is from RefSeq and is a predicted model, not a curated record. NCBI's taxonomy places the organism in Eukaryota, Viridiplantae, Streptophyta, Magnoliopsida, Amborellales, Amborellaceae. Gene Ontology annotation, molecular function: zinc ion binding; nucleic acid binding.
AUGGAGAAUGACCGACGCUUGGUUUGUCCCCAUUGUGGGAAGGACAAUCACACUGCUGUCAAAUGUUACAAGAAGCAGAACGUGUGCCUCAGAUGUGGCAAGUCCGGUCAUUGGAUUAAGGAUUGCCCUAUGAUGAAGACAGAGGACCAACCAAAGACGCAAGGACGAGUGUUUGCCCUCACCGAACAAGAAGCCAAGGUGUCCACCUCGGUGAUCAGAGGUACGCUCUCCAUUUGUGGUGUUAAAGCUAGAGCCUUAAUUGACCCUUGUUCCUCUCAGUCUUUUGUUGCACCCCAUUUUACUUGUUAUUUAAAUGUUGAGCCUGCAUGUCUUGAUUAUACUCUAAUAGUAUGCACACCUAUGGGGGAUACCAUGGAAACUGAUAGGGUUUACAGACAGUGUAAAGUUACAAUUAAUGGAUGUGACUUGUCUGUAGACUUGAUACUCCUAGGAAUUCAGGAUUUUGAUGUUAUCCUGAGCAUGAAUUGGUUGUACAUACACCAUGCCACCGUCAAUUGCUAUGAAAAGACAGUGACCUUUAAACGCCCUGACCAAACUGAGCUACACUUUGAGAGCACUAGGGAUACUCCCCCUCUGUACUUUAUUUCUGCUCUCUGGGCCUCUCGUCUCCUAACUAAGAGAUGUCAAGGAUAUUUGGCUUAUGUGGUUGAAAAUCAGGACGUCAAGUCCUAG